AAAAGUCAUAACUCAUAACCUCAAAAUAUAGACUGAAUACACAGCAAAAAAUUUCUUGUCAAAAGUCAAUUUGUGUUGAUUUUGUUUGUUAAAUAUUACUUUUUAUUAUAAAUAUAAUAAAAAAGUAAUUGAAUAAAUAAUUAAAUAUGCCAGAGAGUACUAAAGUUGAGACCAAAGUGGUCAAAGAAGUGAAGCCUGCAAAAGAAGAAGAAAAAAAUGAUUUGUCCGAAGAGGAUAAACUUCUUCAGGAAGAACUUGAUGGUUUGGUAGAACGUUUACAAGAUCCAGAUCGUAGUCAACAUUUACAAUCACUUGAAUCAUUGAGAUCACAAAUACGUGCAUCAACAACAUCAAUGACAAGUGUACCAAAACCAUUGAAAUUCAUGAGACCCCAUUAUGAUACAAUGAAAAAAAUAUAUGAUAAUCUUGAUGAUAAAUUAUCACGUGAAUUAUGUGCUGAUAUAUUAUCUGUAUUGGCAAUGGCUAUGGGUGAAGGACGUGAAUGUUUAAAAUAUCGUUUAAUUGGUUCAACAUCAGAACUUGGUGAAUGGGGACAUGAAUAUGUACGUCAUUUAUCUGGUGAAUUAACAGCUGAAUGGGAUGAUGUAUCAAAUGGUGAUGAUGCUGAUAAACGUAUUAAUGAAUUAAUAAUACUUGUACAUGAAAUAGUACCUUAUAAUAUGGCACAUAAUGCUGAAACAGAAGCAUGUGAUUUAUUAAUGGAAAUUGAAAGACUUGAUUUACUUGAAAAAUAUGUUGAUGAAGGUGCAUAUCAACGUGUUUGUCUUUAUUUAACAAGUAAUGUACCAUAUGUUGCUGAUCCAGAAAAUAGUACAUUAUUACGUACAGCAUGGAAACUGUAUACAAAAUUUGAUCAAUAUCCACAAGCAUUACGUGUUGCAAUGCAAUUAAAUGAUUUAAAUUUAAUAAAUUCAAUAUUUACAACUUGUGAUGAUUUAUUAAUACGUAAACAAUUAGCAUUUAUGCUUGCACGUCAACAUAUAUUUAUUGAAUUACCAGAAUCAGAAAUUGGAUAUGAUGUAUUAAAUGAAAUAAUGGCAAAUUCACAUUUGAGUAAUCAAUUUUUAAAUUUAGCACGUGAACUUGAUAUUAUGGAACCAAAAACACCAGAGGAUGUUUAUAAAUCACAUUUAGAAAAUUCAAGACCAUCAUUUAGCGGUGGACAAGUUGAUUCAGCACGUCAAAAUUUAGCUGCUAGUUUUGUCAAUGGUUUUGUUAAUGCUGGUUUUGGUAAUGAUAAAUUAGUUGUUCAUGAUGGUAAUAAAUGGUUAUAUAAAAAUAAAGAACAUGGUAUGAUAAGUGCAACAGCAUCACUUGGUCUUGUAUUAUUAUGGGAUGUUGAUGGUGGUUUAACACCAAUUGAUAAAUAUUUAUAUGCAUCUGAAGAUUAUAUUAAAUCAGGUGCAUUAUUAGCAUGUGGUAUUGUUAGUAAUGGUAUUAAAAAUGAUUGUGAUCCAGCAUUAGCAUUAUUAUCUGAUUAUGCAUUACAUAAUAAUAAUGCUGUUAGAGUUGGUUCUGUACUUGGUCUUGGUUUUGCAUAUGCUGGUACAAAUCGUGAUGAUGUAUUGAGUUUACUUGCACCAGUAUUAACUGAUCCAAAAUCAAAUUGGGAAGUUAUUGGUCUUGCUGGUUUAUCACUUGGUAUGGUUGCUGUUGGUUCAUGUAAUGCAUUUGUAACAACAACAAUAAUGCAAUGUCUUAUGGAAAAAACUGAAAUUGAACUUAAAGAUACAUAUGCUAGAUUUUUACCACUUGGUUUGGCAUUAUGUUUUUUGGGUAAACAAGAAGCUGCUGAAACAAUUAUUGCUGCACUUGAAAUUAUACCAGAACCAUUUAGAUCAAUGUCAACAACACUUAUUGAAGUUUGUGCAUAUGCUGGUACUGGUAAUGUAUUAAAAAUUCAACAUUUAUUACAUAUUUGUUCAGAACAUUAUGAAGCUAAUAAUGAAAAAGAUGAAAAAAAUGAUCGUAAUAAUAAAAAAGAUGAUAAAAAAGAUAAUCAAGACAAGGUAAAUUUAAUUUAAUUUAUAUAAUUUAUUUAUUUUAUUUAAUUUGUAAUUUAAUUGUUUUUUUUUUUUUUCAAUUCAAGGAAAAAGAAAAAGAUAAUAAAAAAGAUGAUAAAGAUACAAAUAAAAAAGAAAAAGACUUGAAAUAUCAAUAUCAUUAUUAUGGAUACAUUAUCUAAAUUUUCACAUAUAUUUGGUAUGCUAAUGCUAUUCGUUGCUGCAAUGUUACGUCAAUUAGCACAAUUUCAUGCUAAAGAUCCAAAUAAUUUAUUCAUGGUUAGAAUUGCACAAGGUUUAACACAUCUUGGUAAAGGUACACUUACAUUAUCACCAUAUCACAGUGAGAGACAAUUAUUAAGUCCAGUUGCACUUGCUGGUAUAUUAGCAACAAUUGUUGGUUUUCUUGAUGUUAAAAAUAUUAUUCUUGGAAGAUCACAUUAUCUUCUGUACGCAUUGGCAAUAGCAAUGAAACCAAGAAUGUUGGUUACAUUUGAUGAAGAUUUACAACCAUUACCAGUACCAGUUAGAGUUGGUAUUGCUGUUGAUGUUGUUGGUCAAGCUGGUAAACCCAAAACAAUAACUGGCUUUCAAACUCACACAACACCUGUUCUUCUUGCUCAUGGUGAACGUGCUGAACUUGCUACUGAGGAAUACAUACCAGUCUCUCCCAUCAUGGAAAGUUUUGUUAUACUCAAAAAAAAUCCAGACUUCACUCCUUAAAAAAUUUCUUUAUCUAAUUUUUUUUUUUUUAAUUUUAUUAAUCUUACAAAAUGUCUCCAUCAUCGUCAUACUUUAUACACAAUUAAUUGAUAAUAAUAAAAAAAAAAAAAAUUAA
Aphidius gifuensis is the source of this 2862-nucleotide messenger RNA. It is a transcript of the gene Rpn1, whose product is annotated as 26S proteasome non-ATPase regulatory subunit 2. Gene Ontology annotation, molecular function: enzyme regulator activity. Gene Ontology annotation, cellular component: proteasome regulatory particle, base subcomplex; proteasome complex; proteasome storage granule. Lineage: Eukaryota; Metazoa; Arthropoda; Insecta; Hymenoptera; Braconidae. The record is from RefSeq and is a predicted model, not a curated record. The transcript is spliced from 4 exons. Gene Ontology annotation, biological process: proteasome-mediated ubiquitin-dependent protein catabolic process; regulation of protein catabolic process.